AUGGAGGGGGCUGCAGUGGUCGCGGUGGGCAAUGCGGGCGCUGCAGAGGCUCGGGUAGCCGCGGCCACGCCGCCCCCACCUCCCGCGUCCCCACCCGCGCUGACCCCCGCGCCCGCGGCGGGGGAGGAGGGCCCCGCACCCCUGCCUGAGGCGGGGGCUCCCGGCUGCUCGGGCUCCCGUCCCCCCGAGCUGGAGCUGGAACGCAGCCUGGGCCGCUUGCGAGGCCACUUCGAAGACUACGACGAGGAGCUGGAAGAGGAGGAGGAGAUGGAGGAUGAAGGCGAGGAGGAGGAGGAGGAGAUGAGCCACUUCUCGCUGAGGCUGGAGGGGGGGCGGCCCGAAUCCGAGGACGAGGAGGAGCGCCUGAUUAAUCUCGCUGAGCUGACCCCAUACAUCUUGUGUUCCAUUUGCAAAGGGUACCUCAUAGAUGCGACUACCAUUACAGAAUGCCUUCACACCUUUUGUAAAAGCUGCAUUGUAAGACAUUUUUACUAUAGCAACAGAUGUCCAAAAUGCAACAUUGUAGUACAUCAGACACAACCUCUUUAUAACAUAAGGUUGGACCGACAGUUACAAGACAUAGUGUACAAAUUAGUGAUCAAUCUAGAGGAAAGAGAAAAAAAGCAAAUGCAUGAUUUCUAUAAAGAAAGAGGUCUAGAAGUACCUAAACCUGCUAUUCCACAGCCAGUCCCUUCAAGCAAAGGAAGAGCUAAGAAAGUCCUAGAAUCAGUGUUUCGAAUUCCACCUGAACUUGAUAUGUCUUUAUUACUGGAGUUCAUUGGUGCUAAUGAAGACACAGGACAUUUUAAGCCAUUGGAAAAGAAGUUUGUUCGAGUUUCAGGAGAAGCAACUAUUGGACAUGUAGAAAAAUUCCUCAGAAGAAAAAUGGGUCUUGAUCCAGCAUGUCAGGUAGAUAUCAUCUGUGGUGACCACCUGCUAGAGCGGUACCAGACCCUGCGGGAAAUCCGACGUGCAAUAGGUGAUACAGCAAUGCAGGAUGGCCUGCUUGUCCUUCAUUAUGGUCUUGUGGUUUCUCCUCUGAAAAUAACUUGAAGAUGCUGGGGUGCCACAAGGAGGGAAACAAAGAAAGGAAGCUUCUGCAAGACUGCAUCUCACCAAAGAUUUCCACAAAACAUGUGCCGUUCAAGACAUAACUGGCCUGUUUUCAGCACCAGGAAUCGUAGUGUUUAUAGGUACAGCCUGGGACAUGGAAUGCAUCUGUUUCACUAGAGACUGUGUGUAAAAAGGAUUCAGAGCUCAGGGGAAAAAUCCAAAACAUUUAACUUUAAAAUUCCUUAUGAUUCCA
Molecule: messenger RNA, 1306 nt
Organism: Castor canadensis (American beaver)
Lineage: Eukaryota; Metazoa; Chordata; Mammalia; Rodentia; Castoridae
Gene: Pcgf6
Product: polycomb group ring finger 6
Source: RefSeq, a predicted model, not a curated record